AUGUUUUCUAUACUCUUACCUUUUCUCUCUUUCUUUAUCUUCUCACUCUUUUCUUUCUUUCCCAUUCCUACUUUAAGUCUUCUUUCUUUCCCAUUCCUACUUUGUCCUUUUUUUUUAACGAAGUCUUCUUUCUUUCCCAUUCCUACUUUGUCCUUUUUUUUUUUAACGAAGUCUUCUUUCUUUCCCAUUCCUACUUUGUCCUUUUUUUUAACGAAGUCUUCUUUCUUUCCCAUUCCUACUUUUGUCCUUUUUUUUUUAACGAAGUCUUCUUUCUUUCCCAUUCCUACUUUGUCCUUUUUUUUAACGAAGUCUUCUUUCUUUCCCAUUCCUACUUUGUCCGCUUUUUUUUUAACGAAGUCUUCUUUCUUUCCCAUUCCUACUUUUGUUUUUUUUUUUAACGAAGUCUUCUUUCUUUCCCAUUCCUACUUUGUCCUUUUUUUAACGAAUCUUCUUUCUUUCCCAUUCCUACUUUGUCCUUUUUUUUUUAAGGAAGUCUCUUUUCUUUCCCAUUCCUACUUUGUCCUUUUUUUUUUAACGAAGUCUUCUUUCUUUCCCAUUCCUACUUUGUCCUUUUUUUUAAAGAAGUCUUCUUUCUUUCCCAUUCCUACUUUUCUUCUUUCUUUCCCAUUCCUACUUUGUCCUUUUUUUUUUAACGAAGUCUUCUUUCUUUCCCAUUCCUACUUUGUCCUUUUUUUUAACGAAGUCUUUUUUCUUUCCCAUUCCUACUUUGUUUUUUUUUUAACGAAGUCUCUUUUCUUUCCCAUUCCUACUUUGUCCUUUUUUUUAACGAAGUCUUCUUUCUUUCCCAUUCCUACUUUGUUUUUUUUUUUUAACGAAGUCUUCUUUCUUUCCCAUUCCUACUUUGUCCUUUUUUUUAACGAAGUCUUCUUUCUUUCCCAUUCCUACUUUGUCCUUUUUUUUAACGAAGUCUUCUUUCUUUCCCAUUCCUACUUUGUCCUUUUUUUUUAA
Messenger RNA from Acanthosepion pharaonis, 969 nucleotides. The record is from the annotation of a GenBank genome assembly. NCBI's taxonomy places the organism in Eukaryota, Metazoa, Mollusca, Cephalopoda, Sepiida, Sepiidae.